Messenger RNA from Lodderomyces elongisporus, 1059 nucleotides. RefSeq names its product putative serine/threonine-protein phosphatase. The record is from RefSeq and is a predicted model, not a curated record. Gene Ontology annotation, cellular component: cytoplasm. Gene Ontology annotation, molecular function: endopolyphosphatase activity; phosphatase activity. The transcript has a single exon. Gene Ontology annotation, biological process: polyphosphate catabolic process. NCBI's taxonomy places the organism in Eukaryota, Fungi, Ascomycota, Pichiomycetes, Serinales, Debaryomycetaceae. Bases 1 to 1059 code for a protein of 352 amino acids.
AUGAGCGAGUCAACACCACUAAUACAGUCACAGUACAGUUACAAGAAUGACGAUGAAGAAGAAGCAGCAGCAGCACCACCAGCAGCAGCAGCAGCGGCAAGAGGAGGCAGACUUGGAAGCAGAGUAAGACCAAGCAUGAGCUGGGUAAACAAAGCAUUAUUCACAAUUACAGGACUAAUACUUUUCUGUGCCUUUUUAUAUCUACCUUACUACUUUACGCCUAAAGCAAUUUCUCUUUCCAAAAUUGCAAACGUACAAACUUUGUACACUGAAUUCGAUGACCCAUUCAAGAGAUUGAUCUUUGUUGGUGAUAUUCACGGUAACUAUAUGGAGUUUACGAAACUUCUCCACAAGGUCAAAUACAAUUCGGAACUGGACAAGUUAGUUGUGCUUGGCGACUUUGUCACAAAGGGUCCAGACUCUAUAAAGACCUUGGACUACCUUGUGAAGCACAAUGUUCAAUGUAUCAUGGGAAACCAUGAGUUUGAGACAUUGAAAUUUUACACUCAGUUUCAUCAUUUAGAUGCUCCGACUUUUUCAAAUACAGAUUCCGCCAAUAAAUAUAAAUUUUUGCCAGCAUCAAUAACUCAAGACAUCACAUUUAAUGAUGACUUUAGACUUGCCAAGAAACUCCAACCAGAACAUGUAAAGUAUAUCAACUCGUGUCCCGUUAUUCUUCAUUUUCCUAAAUUAGAAAUAGUCGCCGUACAUGGUGGUCUUCGACCGGACCUUACUCUUGCAGAACAAGACCCUCUCGACAAUUUGGACAUGAGAGCAUUAAUUGGUCCCUUUUUUAACGAGACAACGGAUGAUCCUCACACCCCCAACUCUGUGAGAUGGUAUAAACUUUAUAACAAAGCCGAUGGAGCAGUUCCUGCAAACAAUAUAGUCUACUACGGACAUGACGCGGGCAAAGGGUUAAAUUUGAGAAAGUUUACCAAGGGGUUGGAUUCUGGAUGCAAUAAAGGUAAGAAAUUGAGUGCCAUGAUUGUCACAGGUGAAAAGAGAAAGAAUGGCAAAAUAGAGUUAGUGGAGGAGCUUGUACAAGUGCAAUGUUGA